AUGCAUAAUGUGAAGCAAAAAAAUUAUCAUCCUGUUGAUGUUGUUUUCGAACAAUUAGGUCCUAGAAUUUAUACAUCAGAAGAUGACCUAUCGGCAGAACUAAAAUUUUACUAUAACUUAUUAAAACUCGAUUCAACACCAGAUGUAUCAGGAUUAUAUUCUAUUGUAUCUAAUAACAUAACCUUAAAAAAUUGCACUCAAGAAAUUUUAGAAAUUUUAGAAUAUAAACUAAAUCCACCUGUUAUUGAUUCUAUGAAAAAUUGGGAAUAUUUAACAUCAAAAUUUGGGUGUUCCAAUGAUUUUGUAAUGAAUAUGCGAAGCCAUUCAAAUCCUAUGAGGGAAUUUAUCAAAUCAAAUGGUGAUAUUAAAUUAAAUAUGUUAUUAAAAGAAAUUGAAUCUAUGAAUAGAAUAGAUGUAUUAUUAAGUUUAGAAAAGCCAUUAAAUAAGUUAAAAUCAUGUGUCAAUAGAAAAUUAUCUGAUUCAAAAAAUCAAACCAAAUUAUUAGUAUGUAAAAAAACGUUUCCAUCAUCUGAGGAUAUUUCAAUUUUAAAUCAUGAUAAAGAUUUUAUUUUAAUCUUACACCAUGAAGUUGAAGCAAAAGAUCGUAAAUAUUUUAAAUGGUUUAGGAGGAACUUGGAAAAUGCUUCAGAUGGUAAAUAUUUAAUUUUUGACUUUGAUAAAUCAGUUGAUAAAUCAAAUCUUUAUUUAAGUACAAAAUCAUUAUUUCAAAGUUCAUUGUUUAUAAUAUGCUUAUAUAAUGAUGAGUGGUGUAAAGUGAUAAAUUCAUUUGCAAAAACAAAUUCAGAAUCUAUAAAUUUAACAGAACUUUUAAAGUGUAAAGUAUAUCUUUCUGAAUUAAUGGAUGGUGAAAUAAUACAGAAUAAAUUUGUUAAUAAAAGAUUUGUUGCUGUAACAGUUGAAAACUUUAAUAAAUCAUUAUUACCGGUUGGUUGGCCACAAAAUACCUUAUGUUAUGAGUUUCCGAAACAUUUUAAAGACCUUUGUACAAAAGUAUUAAAAUAA
Molecule: messenger RNA, 1023 nt
Organism: Strongyloides ratti
Lineage: Eukaryota; Metazoa; Nematoda; Chromadorea; Rhabditida; Strongyloididae
Product: Death-like domain-containing protein
Exons: 3
Coding region: 1-1023 (340 amino acids)
Source: RefSeq, a predicted model, not a curated record